UAACGAUGGGUUGUGCCAUCUGCUAACCCGUGCGUGCCCCGCUAUGAAGCCCCAGACCCUGGGAUUAGCUAAGGACGCCUGGGAGAUAGCGCGGGAAUCCAUCAGCCUCAACAAGAAACUCGGCAUGGGAUGUUUCGGAGACGUGUGGAUGGGCACGUGGAACGGCACCACAAAGGUGGCGGUGAAGACGCUGAAGCCGGGCACCAUGUCACCCGAGGCCUUCCUGGAGGAGGCUCAGAUCAUGAAGCGGCUGCGGCACGACAAGCUGGUGCAGCUCUACGCCGUGGUGUCAGAGGAGCCCAUCUACAUCGUCACCGAGUUCAUGAGCCAGGGCAGCUUGCUGGAUUUCCUAAAGGAUGGGGACGGUCGCUACUUGAAGCUGCCCCAGCUGGUGGACAUGGCUGCCCAGAUCGCGGCAGGCAUGGCCUACAUUGAGCGGAUGAACUACAUCCACCGGGACCUCCGCGCAGCCAACAUCCUGGUAGGAGACAACCUGGUGUGCAAGAUCGCUGACUUCGGCCUCGCCCGCCUCAUCGAGGACAACGAGUACACAGCGCGCCAGGGUGCCAAGUUCCCCAUCAAGUGGACAGCCCCGGAGGCUGCGCUCUUUGGGAAGUUCACCAUCAAGUCGGACGUCUGGUCCUUCGGCAUCCUCCUGACUGAGCUGGUGACCAAAGGCCGGGUGCCCUACCCAGGGAUGAACAACCGGGAGGUGCUGGAGCAGGUGGAGCGGGUAUACCGCAUGCAGUGCCCGGGCAACUGCCCCCCGUCCCUGCAUGAGGUGAUGGUGCAGUGCUGGAAGCGGGAGCCCGAGGAGCGCCCCACCUUCGAGUACCUCCAGUCCUUCCUCGAGGACUACUUCACCGCCACCGAGCCCCAGUACCAGCCGGGGGACAACCAGUGACCUGGCGCUGGCACCCCCCAAGCUGGGCUCUGAGGUGGCUUUUGGGCAAAUCUCCCCCUUUUUGCAGGGUGGUUGUUGCUCGCU
Egretta garzetta (little egret) is the source of this 988-nucleotide messenger RNA. Its product is annotated as proto-oncogene tyrosine-protein kinase Yrk. Gene Ontology annotation, molecular function: ATP binding; signaling receptor binding; non-membrane spanning protein tyrosine kinase activity. Gene Ontology annotation, biological process: innate immune response; protein phosphorylation; cell surface receptor protein tyrosine kinase signaling pathway. The record is from RefSeq and is a predicted model, not a curated record. Bases 44 to 904 code for a protein of 286 amino acids. Gene Ontology annotation, cellular component: extrinsic component of cytoplasmic side of plasma membrane. NCBI's taxonomy places the organism in Eukaryota, Metazoa, Chordata, Aves, Pelecaniformes, Ardeidae. The transcript is spliced from 6 exons.